AUGUUGGAUGCUUCCUCCUUUGGUGUGGUGUGCGUCAAAGUACGCACAGCAAAUGACCUUAAGCUGAUCAUGGAUGCGCUCACACCUGAGCUGAUCUUGACCCAGGAUUUGAUCAUCAACGACAAGGUCCUGGAUGAAGGCAAACAGCUGGGGCUCCUGGGCAAGGAGAUGGUCGAGUCACGGCUGCAGCUUGAGCAGCUGAUCUCGGAAGGCUACACACUGGAUGAACGGGGCCGGUAUGAGCCAGUGAUCGACUUGUCCUUCCUGAACAUGUCUUCCAUGAAGGAUAGCUGCAGCCAGAUCCAGAAACAGAUGCGCAAGCAGGAUGAGGACAAGAGAAAGCAGGAGCAAGCCAAGCUUCAAGCUGAGCUUGAUGAAGAGGACACGCGGGAAGACGAACAACUGCUGCAGGAAGCUGGAGAUUUAUCUUACAAGGUUCCCACGCGAGAAUGGGACAACCAGUUUGCGCAGGACGAUGCCCCUAAGAAAGUUGCCGGCAACAGCCCCAACCUCGAGGCCAAGAUCACAGAAAAGCGAAUCACAAGAUACAUGACCGCGGAACCGGACGACAAAGGAGUCGUCAAGGUGUACAUCGAUGAUCCAGAUGUGGCCAAUGCAAGCCAGGAGAGUAUUCACGUGACGUUCAGCAUGAGUACCUACACGGUGCGAAUCACUGCAUCGCCCUCCCUGGUCCUUGGCCCCGUGGACUGCGGGGUCAUCGAUCCAGAGGCUUCCUCCUGGCGGCUGUCGAAGGGCAAGCGCCUGACACUUUCCCUGGUCCUUUCCGAAGCUGGCAAAAUCAACUUCCAGCAGAAGAAGCGCUGGGAGGAGUUCGAGGCAAAAGUCAAAGCUGAGAAGGAGAGGAAGAAGCAGGCUGGUGAGGAUGAGGCAGAGCCUCCUGCUCGGCCCGUGCCAGUGGCGCCUGAUGCACCGGAGGGGCCACCUCCCAUGAUGCCCAUCGACACGCCCACUUCCAAUCGGAAUCUCCUGAUUGCGUGCUUUGUGGCAUUGCUGGCUGUCCUGAUGGGCUUGUGGCUGAGCCGAAGAUGA
Messenger RNA from Symbiodinium natans, 1050 nucleotides. The record is from the annotation of a GenBank genome assembly. Lineage: Eukaryota; Dinophyceae; Suessiales; Symbiodiniaceae.